AUGUUGAUGCUGGCAUCCACUGUUUACUUCAACCUGAAGCUGAAGAAUCCUACGUUUGAUAUACCCUUAAUUGACUAUAAUAUUGUGCUGCUUAUGUUGCCCAUAAUCAUGCUGGGGAUUACUACAGGAGUCUAUUUCAGUGUUGUAUUUGCGAAUUGGAUGAUCACUGUUCUUCUGAUCCUUAUCUUUAUAGGUACCUCAAUCAAGGCAUUCUUCAAGGGUGCUGAUACAUGGAAAAUGGAAACCAAAGUAAAACAGGAGAGCGCCAAGCUUUUCGAAUCUUCUGAAACGGCUAACGGGUUAGCAGGGUACAGCUUGCUUCCUGCAGGGCCUCAAAAGGACACUAAAAAAACUCAGGUUUCCAUUAUUGGCAACAUUUAUUGGAAAGAAUUCGGACUUCUUUGCUUCGUCUGGCUCUCAUACGUUAUCCUGCAGAUUGCCAAGACUUACACAGCUACCUGUUCAGUCACGUUCUGGAUAGUAAACUUUUUCCAGGUACCGGUUUCGUUUGGAGUGUAUCUGUACCAAGCAAUAGGCCUCUAUCAGGGAUGGAGAGCUAUUCCUUCCAAAGGAGAAGAAGGCACUCGUUUGCCAUUGCACCAUCUGAUUCUGGCCAUUGUUUGCGCUCUGUCCGCCGGAAUUAUCGCUGGCCUUCUCGGCGUAGGUAGUGGAUUUGUCAUGGGUCCCUUAUUUAUGGAACUAGGAAUCGCUCCUCAGGUAGCCAGUGCCACGGCUACGUUAGGAAUGGCAUUCUCAGCAUCUAUAUCUGUUGUGCAGUAUUACCUCUUGAACCGUUUUCCUGUUCCUUAUGCUCUGUAUCUGACCACUGUGGCAGCCAUUUCAGCGUAUUUAGGGCAAUAUGUCAUUGAUAAGCUGGUUAGAUUAUUCGGAAGGGCGUCUCUGAUUAUCUUUGUUGUGGCCUUCACCGUAUUUGUUAGCGCAAUUGCAUUGGGUGGAGUUGGUGUAUCAGACAUGAUUGAAAAGAUUCAGCAGAAUGAAUACAUGGGAUUUGACGACUUCUGCAGAUAGAUUCCUUCACCGCAUCGUUGCAUCUAAAGUUCUAAAGGCCACGUUGAAUAUGAUUCUUGCAGUUGAAUGUCUUCUUUUUUUUUUUUUAAUGCAUGGCAAUGAACAUAUGUAGCGAGUCCUCUAAUUUAUGGGUUAGGAGUGAAUUCGGCAGUAAGACUUAAAUGGGCAGAAAAAAUAAGACAAAAUUUGUAGGAAAUUUAUUUGGGCCGGAUAAUAGUGUUGGGGUGGACUGAACGCAUUCGGCCCGGACAGGUUCGAUAUCCCAUGCCCCCGUUUAUACGACGGGGCUGAAGCAUUUCCAUCACCUACUGCUUUUUAUUAUG
Molecule: messenger RNA, 1352 nt
Organism: Neltuma alba
Lineage: Eukaryota; Viridiplantae; Streptophyta; Magnoliopsida; Fabales; Fabaceae
Product: sulfite exporter TauE/SafE family protein 3-like
Exons: 11
Coding region: 1-1029 (342 amino acids)
Biological process (GO): protein ubiquitination
Cellular component (GO): Cul4A-RING E3 ubiquitin ligase complex; membrane
Source: RefSeq, a predicted model, not a curated record